ACUUUGGAGCGUAUCCAACGGCGAGCCACGAAAUCAGUUCGAGGACUCAAAUCUAAGCCUUACGAAGAACACCUCCACUCACUAGACCUUUACCCAUUAGAAUAUAGACGUCUUGGAGGUGAUUUAUUAAUGGCUUAUAGUAUUCUUAACACUUCUGGACAUCCUCUUAAACACCUACUUAAGCUUAGUUCGAAUAAUAACCUAAGGGGUAACACCCAGAAACUGGAAACACAACAUAGCAAGACGGAAUGUAGACACAACUUCUACUCCUUAAGAGUUGUCAAAAGCUGGAAUUCGCUGCCGGCCGAGCUAGUCCAAGCGACUUCUCAGGAGUCCUUCAAGAGGCAACUUGACCUAUUCUUAAGGACCAAGGACAGCAUCACAUUAUGAUUUACCAGUUUCUUUUCCUCUUUUAUUGUUAACAUACCUAGGUUCCUGCCUGGAGGAUUUGGUGAUUCCCUGCUACUAGACACGGAAGCCUGUUAAGCGAAAGCUUCUUCUAUUCCGUCCACAAUCAUUUGAACCAUUUGAACCAUUUAGCCAACAGCGGUGCUUCUGCUUUCAAGGUCUGAUUUGUCGUGGUACGUGGAAUAUGACAAAGUCAAAGAAGAAAAAGUUGAAUUACAGUGAAAUACGUAAACAACACUUACUUGAAGAUAAUGAAAAAGAAGAGAAAAUUCUUAAAAAAUUAUCAAAGAAGUUGAAAAUGAAUCGUAAUUCUACAAAAACUAAACAGAAAAAAGAACAAACUCCACUAUGGUUAACACAAUGUGGAUUUGAUUACAUACUAAAUUUCGAGAAACAAAUAAAUUUAGAAAAGGAUAAUACUGAUAGUAAUAACACUGUUCUAUGUACUACUGUUGGUGUAUCUUCAAAGAAAAAGAGUAAAAAACUUGAUUUAUAUGGUCAAAAUACAAAUAGUAGUAAUAAUAGCAGAUCAAUUACUGAUCAUGAUGAUCAACAUUCAGACGUUGAUUCAUUGUUAAAUGAACCGAUCCAGUGUACAGAUCUAUCUGUUAAUGAAAAAUUAAAUGAAGUUAAUAUUUCAAUGCUAAAUGAUAAUCAUGAUUUCAAUGAAACUCUAUGCAAAUCAAUACGUAGUUCAUUAAAUCGUUUAUCGGAAUCACAAAUGUCAAAAAUUAUUACAGAACUUUGUGAUUUAUUUAAUAAAUAUCCUCGUGCAUCUGUUCGAUCACAUUUAAUUGAAGAAAUAUGCAAUUUAAUAGAAUGUACACAAAUUAAUCGUCAUACUAAAAUUGGUUGGUUACAUCAAGAAUUAGCUAUAUGUAUCACUUGUAUUCAAAUUAUGUUACAUCAUUUAUUUCAAUCAAUACCUUUAAUUGGUUAUUUAAUUGAAUCAAUUAUUUUUCGAUUAUUUCCUAUCAAUAAUAAUAAAGCACAAUUAUCAUCAAAUGGAAUUUGUACAUAUUCUAUAUUUUUAGCUUAUUUAUAUCGUUUUGGAGUAAUCUCAGGUACUCUUAUUUUAGAUAUUUUGAAGGCGUAUAUACGUGAUUGUGACAUCGGCAAAGUGAAAGCUGCUCAUUUUAUUACAAUCGCGGUUGGUGUUAAUCUACGAAAAUCUAAUUUGAAUGUAUGUCAAGAAAUUAUUCAACAAGCAAAUUUUGAACAUGAAAAGCAUAAAUUACAAAACUUUGAAAUAGCAUUUGAAUUGGAGGGACUGAUUCAACGUCUUUCAGAGAAACGUUCUAUGGAGGAGUGUGUUACACGAUCAUUACAUUUACAGAAACUUAUAAGGGUAUGGACUAAAGGAUUGUCUGUUACUGAUGAUAUGUGUUUAACUGUUGGAUUAGAAGAUUUACUAAAUGCUUCAUCUACUGGUCGUUGGUGGUUAAUUGGUUCAGCAGUAAAUCGAUUAGUGAAUGAUAUUUCAUCUGUAAAAUCCAAAGAUGAUGAAAAAUCUAAACCAUCUUUAAAUCCUGAAUUGGUAGCCGUUGCAGAAAAACUUGGCCUACGUACAACUUCUCGUCAAUUAACAUUUAGUAUUUUAGUUUCUACUCCUGGUGGUCCAGAUGCUACAGCUUCAGCUUUACUCAAAUCUUGUCACACUUCCGCUAAUUCACCAGGUGUUCAACUUGUAGCAGGCAGUAUAGCCGGUAGAGAAAGGGAAAUGAUUCAUAUUUUAUUACACUGUGUUAUGUCUGAAAUGCCUUUCAAUCGUUUUUAUCCACGUGUAUUAGGUGGUAUUCUAAAUUGUCAUCGACGAUUUUUGAUGAUGAUCAAAUGUGGAUUUUGGGAUAUAUUAAAUAAUACUAAUUUAACAGUUAAAGCUAAAUCUAAUGCUGGUCAAGCUUUAGGUUUACUUUGUCUUGUUUAUAAUUUUCCAUUAACCGUACUAAAGAAUUACAAUUUUGGAGACACCAGUGAAGGAAAUGUUGCUUUCUUACAAUAUACAAUUAUGGAAUUAUGCACUGGCGAAUAUCAAAAUGUUUUAGCUAAAUUAUUGCAGUUAUCAGCGUAUACAAGACUUUGUCGAAACUGUCGAAUAUUUAUGCGUAAACAUUUGAUUAAUGAAAUGGUUGCUGACGAUAAAUUUGACUCUAAUCUUAAAGCUAUUGUUACAAAACUUGUUUCAGAUAUGCGUGAAGCAGAAUCGUUUUGAGUUUUGUGAUUAUUAUUGCUUAAAUGGCAUUUUGUGUUUGUACAUAAUUAUUAUGUAUAUAAAUAAGUAUCCUAAUAAUUUGACAGUUUCUUCAUAAGAAUUUUUAAUAAAGAGCUUACUGUUUUCA
Schistosoma guineensis is the source of this 2747-nucleotide messenger RNA. Lineage: Eukaryota; Metazoa; Platyhelminthes; Trematoda; Strigeidida; Schistosomatidae. The record is from the annotation of a GenBank genome assembly.